Nothobranchius furzeri (turquoise killifish) is the source of this 1887-nucleotide messenger RNA. RefSeq names its product target of Myb1 membrane trafficking protein. Gene Ontology annotation, biological process: signal transduction. Gene Ontology annotation, cellular component: endosome; membrane. Gene Ontology annotation, molecular function: phosphatidylinositol binding; clathrin binding; ubiquitin binding. The record is from RefSeq and is a predicted model, not a curated record. NCBI's taxonomy places the organism in Eukaryota, Metazoa, Chordata, Actinopteri, Cyprinodontiformes, Nothobranchiidae.
UCCUGUUUCUGUUCUCACGUGACCUCUGAGCUCCGGAGCGCCUCUGAAAACAAGUCUUAAAGCUGAAGGAAACUCGGCGGUCAGGCGCACAACUCUGCUAGAAAACCUAGCUGUUGAACUGAGGAUGUUUUCUCUCGGGGAGACGAUGGAGUUCCUCAUCGGAAACCACUUUUCUACGCCCGUCGGCCAGAGAAUCGAGCGAGCCACCAGCGGCUCUCUGCAGUCGGAGGACUGGAUGCUCAACAUGGAGAUCUGUGACAUCAUCAAUGAGACGGACGAAGGGCCCAAAGAUGCCGUCAAAGCCAUUAAGAAGAGAAUAGUAGGAAACAAGAACUUCAGAGAGAUUAUGCUUGCUCUGACGGUUCUUGAGACCUGCGUGAAGAACUGCGGCCAUCGUUUCCACGUGUUUGUGGCCUCACAAGAGUUUGUUGAAGGAGUUUUGGUUCGUUCCAUUCUGCCCAAAUAUAAUCCGCCCACAGUCCUUCACGAUCGUAUUCUCAGCCUGAUUCAGUCAUGGGCUGAUGCUUUUCGCAGCUCUCCCUCCCUGUCCGGGGUGGUGUACGUGUACGAUGAUCUGAGGAGGCGGGGUCUGGAGUUCCCCAUGACGGACCUGGAUGCGCUGUCCCCCAUACACACUCCCAAUAGGAGCAUUCCCGAAAGUGAGACCUCGGAUACGACUCCUGUUGCUGCUUCCGCACCUCAGCCCCAACCACAAGCUCCCGCCAGCACCCCCAGUGAAAACACUUCACCCCCAGUCCAGCCCGGUGAUGGACCGGUCCAGCUGUCUCCAGAACAGGAGGAGAAGCUGCGGAGAGAGCUGGCGCUCGUGAAGGGAAAUCUCACAGUAAUGUCUCAGAUGCUCAACGAACUCACACCGGGACAGGGCGAAGCUGAUGAUGCAGAGCUGCUUCAGCAGCUGGUUUCUGUGUGUAAGAACAUGCAGAUCCGUGUGGUGGAGCUGAUCCCACAGCUGCAGGACGAAAGCUUCAUGGAAGAGCUGCUCAUCGUAAACGACGACCUGAACAACGCCUUCAUCCGCUACGAGAGGUUUGACAGGCUGAGCAAGGCCCAGAGUCCAAAUACCCAACAGAUCUCCGCAACAAGUCCGAGUCUCAUGGACUUCAGCCCUGAGUUGCCCUCUGACAAACAGCCUGCUGUCAUUUCAACAACCAGCCAGUCAACAGUCAGCACCUACAGCAACCACCAGCCUUCAGCCAAUCACAAGGAGGAAGAGGAGUUCGACAUGUUUGCCCAGACCAGAGGCAGCUCCUUAGCUGAGCAGAGAAAAAGCGUGAGGUAUGAAGAUCCUGGAGCUGUGGAGGGCCUGGCGGAAGCUCUGGACUCACGGUUGCAGGUCACAGGAGGGAUGCCACCAGCAAGUAGCUCUCUGCAGCAGAACGACGUGGACAGAUGGUUGUCCGGCGACAUGCAGGAAGAGCAGUCUUCGGUUUGCGAGGGGGUCACGAGCGAAGAGUUCGACAAGUUUCUGGAGGAUCGGGCGAAGGCGGCGGACCACAGUAACCAGACGAUUCGCAGCGUGCCGUCCUCCACGCCCAGACCUCCGCCACAACCUGCCCGGCAACAGGACAAGUCACAUGACCAGCUCUUCUCCCUCUGAGUGAGAACCGAGGACGGGAACGGAAUCGUGAAGGAUAAAUUCAGUCUGAGUGUAAACAUCUGGAUCAGACCUGGACUCGACUCGACCGCAUCCUGAUCAACUCAUUUUACGCAGAUGAUACUUCUUCUACAUCUGCGGUCGGGUGUCUUCAUGUACAUGAAAACCACUUUAUGAGACUGUUUAAGAUUUAUUAUAAUAAGAAUGCAAAUAAAAACUAGUGUUUAUAAUUAAGCAAUAACAAUUUAUAAAUAAAGAUGUGUGAGAAAUUA